AAAUCUAUCACACGUUCUACAGAGUUUCAUACAGCAAUUCACUAACCGACCAAUCAAGCCAACCUAAACGAAUUGACACAUCACUGACAUCCACAUGACAUUUAUAGAUCUACUACCUCCCAUCUCGAUCAAAACAACAAUCACGUGUCUCAUAUGGUACACUGUUUCUUCAAUAACAUCUCAAUUGACCAAGAUCAUAUUGACUAAAUUCCCCUACCCUUUGUUUCUAUCACAAUGUCAGUUCUUGAUAGGUGCAUCCUUAUCUUUACUAGUUAUAGUCAUUACUAGGAAGUUUCCUCAAUCAGCCGAAAUUUUCCCCCAAGGUAUUGUCCCUACUGAUAACUCCAGACCAAUAUUUCUGGUUUCUGUACUUUUAAAGAUUUUACCAUUAGGUCUAUUUCAAUUUGUUGGGAAAUUCUUUUCCUUAACUGCCACUUCAUUAAUUCCAUUGGUUACAGUUUCCAGCAUCAAGGCAUUAUCACCAAUGUUGAUUGUGUUUGGUUAUAGAAUAAUUUACCAUGUUAUAUUUCCAUAUAUUACUUAUUUGUCGUUGGCCCCUUUAUUGGUUGGAGUUGUAUUGAUUAUAACCUCUGAUUCACAUACUGGCAUAUUGACUAGUGAAUUGAAUACGACUGGGUUGAUUUAUUGUUUGAUAAGUACUAUUAUCUUUGCUGCUCAAAAUAUUUAUGGCAAACAAUUGAUUAGCUGGGAUAAUUCCGAUGCUAGCCCUCAUAAUCCCGCCUCAUUAGUAUUAAACACCGAUUUAACGCGUCCUGGUACGCCUAUGGUGGACGAUGACAAAACUCACGAUGACUAUUUUGGUACUUCUAAAGGUAAAUUGCCUUUUGUACGACAACGAAACGCGUUAUUCCAAUUACCCUAUUCUACUUCAGAUUUAACCUUGAAUGAGAAGAAGGAGAAUUUUAAUUUGAAUACCCAAUACCAACAUACGGUUGAACAAAACAAGACCAAUUUUAAUCCUUUCGGAUAUUUUAUUGAAAGAUUCCAAUUAGAUAAGGUUGCUAAACCAGAUAAAUUGACUCUUGUAUUAUAUUGUUCAUUAGUUGGGGUUGCCUUUUCUAUUAGUGCGUUCGUAAUGAACGAACUUCCCAGGAUGUAUACCCAGUUUACCACUGUUGCUAAUUUAGAUGAGCUCACAGGGACAGGUCCAAUUACCACAAUGUCGGAGUUUCUCGUAGUGUUGGUCCUCGUUGUUUUAGACUCAUUAUCACAUUUUAUCCAGUCAUUAUUGGCUUUUCACUUACUUGGUCUGAUUCCCGCAUUAUCAUAUUCAAUUGCAUCCAUGAUGAAAAGAAUAGUAAUCAUAACUGUCAGUAUUGUAUUUGUAGUAGGAAGUGAUAGUAGUGGAAACAAAUUGUUUGGAAAAAUCUCAUCGCAACAAGCGGUAGGACUUGCAUUGAUUGCAAUUGGAUUAUAUUCCUAUGAUAGAUGGGGGUCAAGAAGUUUGAAGCCAAGAUAAAUACUUUUAUAUAGAGCAGCUUUUACGUAUAGAUUAUGUUUGGAGGCUAGAAUGCCCAGUUGAAAUCAAGAAUUUGAAAACAAGAAAUAUCGAAACAAGUUCCACACCUCUCGUAAUCAGUCUUUAACCAACCACGCCCGUAUUUUCCAUGACUACCCUUGUUCCAAAGAACAUGACUAGUAUACUCUGGUAUGCGUUGUAGAGAGCAGCAAUCGUAGAAGUUUUAAAGGAUAGUUGCCCUACAAUAAUACACAUACGUUGUACAAU
This is a messenger RNA of Spathaspora passalidarum NRRL Y-27907, 1747 nucleotides long. RefSeq lists its product as uncharacterized. Bases 95 to 1480 code for a protein of 461 amino acids. Gene Ontology annotation, molecular function: phosphoenolpyruvate transmembrane transporter activity; antiporter activity. NCBI's taxonomy places the organism in Eukaryota, Fungi, Ascomycota, Pichiomycetes, Serinales, Debaryomycetaceae. The record is from RefSeq and is a predicted model, not a curated record. Gene Ontology annotation, biological process: phosphoenolpyruvate transmembrane import into Golgi lumen. The transcript has a single exon. Gene Ontology annotation, cellular component: Golgi apparatus; endoplasmic reticulum.